CUGGAAAGUCCCAAUGGGCACCCAGCUGCGGAGGAUAACUCCAGUGAUUCAGGUGGUUCUUACUUGUCCUACCGAAGUCCCAGUCAGCAGGGAUAUUAUAAAUCCCCCGUCAGCUCGCGCGCGGGAACCCCUCCUCUAGAAGAACCCCAAAUGCUUAACCGGGCUGUGAAUAUCAUGAAGCAAAUCACGACCGACGAUCAACAUGUUCUUGCCCAGGCUGCUGCUCUCCGCCAGAGAGCGGCAGAGUUAAAAGAACAGGCGAAGAAUGUCCGAGACGUCGUGCGCGCCGAGCAGGGGCGCCGCCUGAGAUUGGAGGCCUACUUCACGUACUGGAGGGAGAUUGCGCCCAAAUGGCCGAAAGAUUGGAUAUACGAAGAAGGCGAGGAGGAUCAGAUCCGGACAGAGCGAGUGUUAAAGGCUAUGACACCAACGCUGCCAUCAACAGGCCCAGUAGGCCCGCCCACCUUGUCUUUCGACGGAAGAGACGCACCGGACUCGCAUCGGGAAUUGAGACGUCGUCAGCUGCAGCCACGACAAGAAGCUCAAGAUGAGCAGGCAGGAAAGCGUUCCAUUCGCCCGCCUUCGCCGCAGUUGACCACCAAAGGAAGGGCGGCAAAACGAAAACAUUGCGCUUAAAAUGUUCAGGAUUCGUACUUCGAGCUUGAUCUACAGAUGUUACUUUACCCUCAGUCAUGAUAUAUCCCGUG
Messenger RNA from Suillus subalutaceus, 707 nucleotides. RefSeq lists its product as uncharacterized. Bases 151 to 636 code for a protein of 161 amino acids. The record is from RefSeq and is a predicted model, not a curated record. NCBI's taxonomy places the organism in Eukaryota, Fungi, Basidiomycota, Agaricomycetes, Boletales, Suillaceae. The transcript is spliced from 4 exons.